Messenger RNA from Papaver somniferum (opium poppy), 1149 nucleotides. Its product is annotated as 14-3-3-like protein. NCBI's taxonomy places the organism in Eukaryota, Viridiplantae, Streptophyta, Magnoliopsida, Ranunculales, Papaveraceae. The transcript is spliced from 4 exons. Gene Ontology annotation, biological process: signal transduction. The coding region runs from base 82 to 852 and encodes 256 amino acids. The record is from RefSeq and is a predicted model, not a curated record. Gene Ontology annotation, cellular component: cytoplasm.
CUUCCCUUGUUUUCUUCUUCUCCAUUUUUAUUCUCCUUGAUCUCGAAUAUUUGCUAGCAAUUCAGAUCUGAAUUCAAAUCAAUGGCGUCACCAAGAGAAGAAUUCGUUUACAUGGCGAAACUCGCCGAACAAGCCGAACGAUAUGAAGAAAUGGUUGAAUUUAUGGAAAAAGUAACAACAAAUGUUGAAUCAGAGGAACUUUCAGUUGAAGAGAGAAAUUUAUUAUCAGUUGCUUACAAAAAUGUGAUUGGUGCACGCAGAGCAUCAUGGAGAAUUAUUUCAUCAAUUGAACAGAAAGAAGAAAGCCGUGGUAACGAAGAGAAUGUAUUGACCAUUCGUGAUUAUAGAUCUAAGAUUGAAACUGAACUUUCAGGCAUCUGUGAUGGGAUUUUGAAAUUGCUUGAUACUAGAUUGAUUCCAUCUGCAUCUUCUGGUGAUUCUAAAGUGUUUUAUUUGAAAAUGAAAGGUGAUUAUCAUCGUUAUUUGGCUGAGUUUAAAACUGGUACCGAAAGGAAAGAAGCUGCUGAAAGUACUCUUUCUGCUUAUAAAUCUGCUCAGGAUAUCGCAACUGCUGAACUUGCACCCACUCACCCAAUCAGGCUGGGACUUGCUCUUAACUUCUCCGUCUUUUACUACGAGAUCUUAAAUUCUCCUGACCGUGCUUGUAAUCUCGCCAAACAGGCAUUCGAUGGGGCUAUCGCGGAGCUGGAUACCCUUGGUGAAGAAUCAUACAAAGACAGCACUCUAAUUAUGCAGCUCCUUCGUGACAAUCUUACUCUGUGGACCUCCGACAUGCAGGAUGAUGGUGCAGAUGAAAUUAAAGAAGCACCCAAGCCUGAAGAUGAACAUUAAUGAUAGUUUGUCUACCACAUUUAGGAUCUUACCUCUCCUCAGUUUGUUUUAUUAAUAGGAGAAGGUGCUUGCUUGGUACACAACUCCUCCAAAUCUAUUUAUUAAUUAUUAAGGAGUUUAGGUAUUGGGUACUGUUAGUUUGUCAUUCUUCUUAUCCUUUGUGCUUUUCUUUUCUUUUCUUUUCUUAUCUUAAUUCUUCUCUUAAAAGAGUUGAAGUUAUAUGUUUAUCUGAAUCUGUGUGGGAACUCCGUUUUAUCUAAAUUAUCUUUUAAGAUGACGAUAAUCCUGUUUGUUUAA